AUGAUAAAGGAAAAUGGUAUCAUCUUUUUAGGAACGGGAGGAUCGUCUUCUACACCUAAAUUAUCUCAUGUUUUCAAAAAUUCUAAAAAGAUAUUGAAUAAAAAUAAAAAUAGUUUGUCUAAAUUAGAAUUGAAAAAAGAAGAUUAUGAAAAUAUUGAUAAAUUUGUCGAUGAGUUAGCAUCAAAAAGUUUAGAUUGUAUUGAUGAAUUAAAUAAUUUAUAUUUAAAAAAAUUAUAUUCCGAUUAUCCUAAUAUGGAAUGUUAUACUUGUUUCGAUGCAUUAAAUAAUGACUCUAAAAAUAAAAGAAACAAUAUUUCUCUUUUAUUAAAAUCAAAUAAUUCUUAUGUUCUUAUUGAUGUAGGGAAAACUUUUAGAGAUAAUAUGGUGUUAAUAAGUCAUAGUCAUACAGAUGCAUUGAAUGGGAUAGAUGAUUUGAGAGAUUUACAAGAUUUUAAUAAAACAAUGUAUGAUGAUUUAUAUUAUUAUACUCCAAAAAAAAUUAUUGAUAUAUAUUUAAAUGAAGUAACUUAUGAACGACUUUUAAGUGGUUAUGCAUAUUUAGCUCAGAAGAGAUCAGAAAACAUAUUUUAUUCAAAAAUUCCUGCUCUUAAUAUUUUUAUUUUAAAAGAUGAAAAAUAUAACAAAAUUAUGCGUAAUGAUAAUGUGUUGAGCGAAUUAAAAGAAGAAUCAGAUAAAUUAGAAAAUAAUAUACCAAUUGAGAAGGAUAUAGAUAGAAUUGAUGAAAAAAAAAUAAACAAAGAUGAUGAUAAUACAUCUGUAAAUAUACACACUUAUGACUUAAAAGAUGAAUAUGGUUUCAUUUAUUCAAAAUUUGAUAAUGAUAAAAUUAUAAGAUUUAUUCCAUUUGAACAUGGAAAAAAUUAUAUAUGUGUGGGUUAUAUUAUAGGAAAAGAUAAAAAGUUAGUUUAUAUUUCUGAUUGUUCCAAUUUGUCUUCAUAUAUACUAAAUUAUAUAAAAAAUUUUGAGCCUAUUGAAAUUUUAAUUAUAGAUGCACUCUUUUAUACGAGAAAGCAUUAUUCUCAUUUCUCUUUGCAUCAAAGUAUAAAAAUUGCUUUAUUAAUUAAACCAAAAAAAGUUUAUUUUGUAGGGAUGUCAUGUGCGAUUGAACACAAUAUAACCAAUUUAUUUCUUCAAAAAUUGUCAAAAAAAUAUCCAGAUACUUCUUUUUCAUUAGCUCAUGAUGGGCUUUUUAUUCCUUUUGAUUUUUAA
Plasmodium gallinaceum is the source of this 1230-nucleotide messenger RNA. Its product is annotated as conserved Plasmodium protein, unknown function. The coding region runs from base 1 to 1230 and encodes 409 amino acids. The transcript has 3 exons. NCBI's taxonomy places the organism in Eukaryota, Apicomplexa, Aconoidasida, Haemosporida, Plasmodiidae. The record is from RefSeq and is a predicted model, not a curated record.